CUCUAUUAUUUGUUUUAAUCGGGGAGAAUGGACUCCGACGAGGACAAGAGGAUUCCGUUGAGUAAGAGGCCGGAAUGGUCGGAUGUGAUUCCUGUACUGCAAGACGAAAGCUCAAAUCCUGUCGGUUCAAUCGCAUAUACGGAAGAUUUUUUUGAAACAAUGAACUACUUCAGGGCUGUUUACUUUGCUGACGAGCGUUCUCUGCGUGCUCUGCAUCUCACUACCGAAGCCAUCGACAUGAAUCCUGGAAAUUACACUGUUUGGCAAUUUAGGCGCAGAAUACUGGAUGAGCUCAACGCAGAUUUAUCAAGUGAACUAUAUUUUGUUGAACAUGUUGCCAUCUCUAACUCCAAGAAUUAUCAGAUGUGGCAUCACAGGCGAUGGCUUGCGGAGAAACUGGGAAAACAUGCCAUAAAGAGGGAGCUUGCCUUCACCAAGAAGAUUUUUGCUGAAGAUGCUAAGAAUUAUCAUGCAUGGUCCCAUAGGAAGUGGGUUCUUCAGACACUAGGUGGGUGGGAAGAUGAACUUGCUUAUUGCCAGCAGCUUCUUGAAGAUGACAUUUUUAAUAAUUCUGCUUGGAAUCAGAGAUAUUUUGUGAUCACAAGAUCACCUCUUUUGAGAGGAUUAGAGGCAAUGAGGGAAUCGGAAGUAAACUAUACUAUAAAAGCAAUAAUAUCUAACCCUGAAAAUGAAAGUCUAUGGAGAUACCUCACGGGGCUUUACAAGAACGAUGCAAGAUCAUUAGCGAACAACCCUGCUGUGUCUUUGGUAUGUCUGAAGAUUCUGAAUAUGAGUAAUAGUAAUAGUAAUAAUAAUAAUAAUAAUACAAAUCCAAUAUUUGCAUUGAGCACUCUUUUGGAUCUUCUCUGCCACGGAUUCCAACCGAGCCAGGAAUUCAAAGAUGCAGUUGCUGCUUUGAAUUCAGAGUCACCAAAAGUGGAUUAUGAUUUGGGAAACAUGAUUUGUUCGACAUUGGAACGUGUGGAUCAAAUGAGAGCCAGUUAUUGGCAGUGGCGCAAAAACUUGCUCCCUUAUAUUAGUAACGGUUUUCUCAUAAACAUACCCUUAAUUCGAAUUUUUUUUAAUAAAGACGCUAAUAUUUGUAACGGGUUUUCCUAUGUCUGUUACUAA
Molecule: messenger RNA, 1131 nt
Organism: Impatiens glandulifera
Lineage: Eukaryota; Viridiplantae; Streptophyta; Magnoliopsida; Ericales; Balsaminaceae
Product: protein farnesyltransferase/geranylgeranyltransferase type-1 subunit alpha-like
Exons: 1
Coding region: 28-1131 (367 amino acids)
Biological process (GO): protein geranylgeranylation; protein farnesylation
Cellular component (GO): protein farnesyltransferase complex; CAAX-protein geranylgeranyltransferase complex; cytoplasm
Molecular function (GO): CAAX-protein geranylgeranyltransferase activity; protein farnesyltransferase activity
Source: RefSeq, a predicted model, not a curated record